Messenger RNA from Heterobasidion irregulare TC 32-1, 537 nucleotides. RefSeq lists its product as uncharacterized. The record is from RefSeq and is a predicted model, not a curated record. Lineage: Eukaryota; Fungi; Basidiomycota; Agaricomycetes; Russulales; Bondarzewiaceae. The transcript has 2 exons. Bases 1 to 537 code for a protein of 178 amino acids.
AUGCGCGUUGGUACUGUUAUCGACGAUCGGACAUGCAUCGUGGUGUUUGGCAAGGACAUGGGCGCCUUGAGCCAUGAAUUCAAUCCAGCAAUCAAGAUCCAUAUCAGACCGAACAGGGUCAGUUGCCGAAAGAGCGUCACACACGGGAACCAUCAGGCUGACUACACCACCCUAUUCCCUGCCCUCAAAGACCAGGCUGUCCCUGGAGACGUGGAUGAUGGUUCUGAUGCAGGAGAGUUCAUUGUUGAUAUGCCAAAUCAGAGCCUCAACGACCUUCUCACCGACGUCUGGCACCAAUCCUUUUCAGACAUCCUCCAAAAGGCCUCCUGUCCGAAGGGACAGGGCCUUCUUGCCUCCUAUGUUUGCCUUACCGAGGGUGAACGAGUCCAUGUCGAUCUGAACUGGUUCAAAGAAUUUGACUUGGCACCAAUCCUACGCUGUGCAUAUUGGAAGCAGGCUACUGCAGCUCAAUGCUCCCUCCUAGCACCCAAGGAUGGUCUCAUUGCCAGUAUUACUCCUGAUGGAGAGCACUCCUAA